Ichthyophthirius multifiliis is the source of this 1830-nucleotide messenger RNA. RefSeq names its product major facilitator superfamily protein, putative. The transcript has 2 exons. The record is from RefSeq and is a predicted model, not a curated record. Gene Ontology annotation, molecular function: transmembrane transporter activity. Lineage: Eukaryota; Ciliophora; Oligohymenophorea; Hymenostomatida. Gene Ontology annotation, biological process: transmembrane transport.
AUGGAUUAAAAUAAUAAUAAAUCUAAUUUAAAUGAAUAAAUAAUAAGUAGUGAUGAAAAAACGCCUAUUUUAAUAUAAAAAAAUACAAUAAACCUUUAAUAUAUAGAAAGACCAUUAAUAUAAUUUAUAUUUUUAAUCUAAAUAGCCUUUUUAAGUUUUGGCGCUAUAUAUAAUAGUAUAUUUUAAUCCAAUGUAAAAUAAUAAAUAAUGUAAUAAAUGAAAUUAACUUAAUCAUAAUAUUCAGAUUUUGUAUUUAUACCUACAAUUCCUGUUAUCUUUUUAACUAUUCUAGCCGGGCCUUUAUUAGAUAUAUUCGGAAAUAGAAAAGGCAUCUUUUUUUUUACUAUAUUAAUGGCACUAGGGAUGUCUUUAUGUUUAAUUUCUGUAAAUAUGAACCUUUAUAUAUUAUUAAUAUUAGGAAAAACAAUACAUAAUAUAGGAGCAGAAUUAAUUGGAAUAUCAUAGAGUUUUUUUUAUGCAAAAUGGUUUCGAUGUAAUUAAUUAGCAAAAGCAUAUACUUUUGGUGUAUUAAUAAAUAAGAUUUCAAGCUCUAUAUCAGGAAUAAUAUACCCUUAUUUAUAUUAUGUUUCCGAUAAUUUAAAUAGUGGAAUUAUUGUAGGUUUAAUUACUUGUCUUUUAUCAUUUUUUUGUGCAAAUAUAGCUAUAUAUAUGGAUAUAAAAGCUGAUAAAAUCAAAAAUAUUAAUUAAGAUACUACUUUUUCAAUAUUAAAUGAUAUAUAAAUAUAAAAGAAAAGGUUUUCAUUUAAAAAAAUAAAAUAAUUUUCUUUGUUAUUUUGGCUAUAUGUAUUAUAAAACGUUAUAAUGUUCGGUUCUUUUUACGGCUUUUUAAAUUAUUUAUAAGACAUUUUAACAACAAAGUUCGGAUUGGAUAAAACCAUAGCAGGACAACUAGUUUCUGUUCCUUUUUGGAUGGCUUUUUCAUCACCUUUAUUCGGAACUUUGGUAGAUAUAAAGGGAAGAAGAAUUAUUGGAUUAUUACUAUCCUCUUUAUUAGCUUUUGGUAGUAUUCUCUAUCUAUAUAUACUUCCUAAUAUGAAAGGCUUACCCUAUAUAAUUGUUGGCUUAGUGUUUUUUGGUCUUUUUGUUAGUCUUGUGACGGUUUUUAUAUAUCCAACAAUACCUUUUUUAUGUGAUAUGGAAAAUAUAAAUAUUGCUUAUGGAAUUAUGUUAUGUUUCAAAAAUUUAGGUUAGUUGAAAAUAUAUAUAUAUAUAUAUAUAUAUAUAUAUAUAUAUAUAUAUAUAUAUAUAUAUAUAUAUUUUAAUUUUAUUUAGGAUUGUUUCUUUUAAAUUUUGUUAGUGGUAAAAUUAUAAAAGAUGAUGAUUCAGGAUAUUAAUAAUACCUUAUGUGUUAUUUUAUUAUUUUUCUAGUUUCUGUAUGUAUUUCUGUAGUUAUUUUUAUUAUUGAUUUUUUCAAACAAGAUGGAUAUCUUAAUUCUAGAUAACCUUAAAAAUAUUCAGAUAAGAUAAAAGAUUGUAAUUGAUAUACAUAUUUCUAUUAUAGAUAUAAAUAUAUUAAUAUUAAAAAAUAAAAUAAUGAAAAAAAAAUUAAUUAAAUAAUUAUAUAUAUAUAUUUAUAUAUAUAUAUUUAUAAACAUAUAAAUAUAUAAUUAUAUAUAUUUAAUUAAAAAUAUAGUUAUUUAUAUUUAUAUUUAUUAUAUUUAUAUUUAUAUUUUAUUUUUAUUUACUUUUAUUUAAUAUUUUAUUUUUUAUAUUAUUUAUUUUCUUUAUUUUUAUAAAUUAAUAUUUCUAAAAUAUAUAAAAAUAUUAUUUAUAUAAUAUAAAAACAAUAUUAAGAAUAAAAUAAAAUGA